This is a messenger RNA of Carassius auratus (goldfish), 2816 nucleotides long. RefSeq names its product serine and arginine rich splicing factor 1b (gene srsf1b). Gene Ontology annotation, molecular function: mRNA binding. The transcript has 4 exons. Gene Ontology annotation, cellular component: cytoplasm; nucleus. NCBI's taxonomy places the organism in Eukaryota, Metazoa, Chordata, Actinopteri, Cypriniformes, Cyprinidae. The record is from RefSeq and is a predicted model, not a curated record. The coding region runs from base 205 to 936 and encodes 243 amino acids.
CGCGCAAGCGCGACUAGCGAGCUGCGUUGAGGGAGAAAGGGAAGGCGCCAUAUUGGGAGGGAUCGUUUUGUUUUCUUUGCGAGAUAUGGAAUAUAACCUACAGUAUUGGUUUGUGAACGUAUAUAGAUACAGGGGGUGCUAACGGAUUUAUUUUUUGUCAUCGUUACAAAUUUUCAACGUCGUUUGCGUAAAUUCUGGUUUAAAAUGUCAGGGGGUGUGAUUCGAGGGCCUGCAGGGAACAACGACUGUCGGAUUUACGUUGGUAAUUUACCCCCCGAUAUUCGCACCAAGGACGUGGAGGAUGUGUUUUAUAAAUAUGGAGCCAUUCGGGAUAUCGACCUUAAAAACAGAAGAGGAGGUCCGCCGUUUGCGUUCGUGGAGUUCGAGGACCCGAGAGAUGCGGAGGAUGCUGUGUAUGGACGAGAUGGCUAUGACUAUGAUGGCUAUCGUCUUCGAGUGGAGUUCCCCAGGAGUGGCAGGGGAGGUGGAAGAGGUGGAGGUGGUGGAGUUGGAGCUCCCAGAGGCAGAUAUGGCCCUCCAUCCAGGCGUUCAGAGUACAGGGUCAUAGUGCCAGGACUUCCUCCUAGUGGCAGCUGGCAGGACCUAAAGGAUCACAUGCGUGAAGCAGGUGAUGUAUGUUAUGCUGACGUUUUCCGAGAUGGCACCGGCGUUGUGGAGUUUGUGCGCAAAGAAGACAUGACCUACGCCGUUCGAAAGCUGGAUAACACUAAGUUCCGGUCACAUGAGGGAGAGACGGCUUACAUUCGCGUAAAGGUGGAUGGCCCACGCAGCCCCAGUUACGGGCGCUCGCGUUCACGCAGCCGCAGCAGGAGUCGCAGCCGGAGCAACAGCCGCAGUCGCAGCUACUCUCCACGCCGCAGCCGAGGAUCACCACGUUACUCGCCCCGCCACAGCCGCUCCCGUUCCCGCACCUAAACACCCACAUCCCAGCUAGCUGGCUGGCCACAAUCAUAUACACACUGUGUCGCCCUCUAUUGGACCCACUGUUGUACUUCAUUGCUCUUUUGACUUUUCUCUCCACUUUCCCGUUUGCUUUCCCUCAUCUUUGGUUUGUUAGUUGUUUUUUAUUAUUUGACUGUCAUUCUGCUAAUGACAGCUAUGUGUAGCUAUGUAGAUGGUCUCCUUUCUCUUCUCUCUUUCCAGUCCUUCCUUUUUUUUUUUUUUUUCUUGUCUGUCCUCUUUCCCAUGACCCUGUUUGUGUCUUUGUCUUGCAUUCUCAUUUUAACUGGAUCUUCAUACUCAUCCCUUGUACUCUAUUUGACAUGUUUGACGAGGGACAUGUUGAAAUGCUUUAAAUAGUUGUAUGUGUGACUAAUUAAUUUGCUACUGUUUUAUUUUGUUAAUGAUGCUUCAUUACUGGCUUUUUUGGAGUGGGAUAAUUUUUUCGUUGGAAAACUUGUUCUACUUCUACCUUUUCAUGUUUUUCUAUAGACAACAGAAGAGCAGGAUUAAAGAAAGCUUUGGAUUAAAGGAUUUUGAAGCACAGUUCAUUCAUAUUAGGAUAUUUGGAGGAGGAGGAGCAGGCAUUUCAUUUAAGGAGGCAAUGGUAUGACGGCAAGCGGCUUUAGUCACCUUCAAAAAGGCAGUUGUUUUUUUACAAACUUCCAGUACUCUGGAUUUUCUUAGUUCAGUAACAUUAGUUUUGCUUUACCAUUCUUCCUCCCUUCACAACACUCCCCUUCCCUGUUUAAUUUACCUUUUCUCACUGGUCAUUGCUGCUAAGCAUGCAUGUGUACUGUCUGGAUGUUGCUUGUGCAUACAUCAAGACAGCAUUUUUUAUUCGUUUUUGGGUGUUUGGUUUUAAAUACAAAAACAUUUUUGCCUGUUGUCUAAAAUGCGUUGGGAUUAGACCACUAUUGAACUCCCAUGUAGAUAUAUCAUUAUAGACAAGAUAGUCUUGCCAUGUGCAGUUGUUCUCAUGUAAAUUGUGUAUUUGUCUUGUUUUUUCUAGGUUAGAUUUGCUUGUUUUUCCAAUGAAUAAGCACAAUUUAAUGUGUUUAGGUGGUGCUCUAAACCUCUUCGAGAGCAUAUCAUAGUCUGGUAUCCUUUUUGUCAUUUACACAGGAGAAAAUAAAUUAAAAAUACCGCUCCUAUGAUCAGUUUUUAGAAGCUUUCAAUAAUAGAAGUUCUUUAUUUAGCUGUGAUUCUAACUUGUUACCUCCCUCUCUUUGAUUUUGCUGGUAUUCAAAGGUUUGGAUUGGAGGAGGGGCUCACUGUGUCCCGAUCCUUGGAGCCGGAUCAGUUCAGGAUCAGGAGCAGGAUUAGGAUUAGGAUAAGGAUGGAUACAAACAUGGAGCGGGAUCAAUUUACCGGGAACGGGAACCAUAGGAGAGGAUCCCAACCCCAGCCCCGCAUCCCCCCCACCAAACCACAGUUAAAGGAUACUUGACGUCAUAAUUGGCUUCUCUAGAACCAAAUUCAUUUUUUCUUUUUUCGUGGAGCCCCAUUGAUGCGCGCAGAAGGGAUCCAGGUGCCUCUUUUAUUUUUGAGAGAUUUGUUUUUUUUGGUAUAAAAGAAGCAGAGCAAGGAACCAGAAGGCUGGAUGGAAUCGGCAUGAGGAGUGUGGUAAAUAGGGGGGAGUUCGUGGGAGGGUGGGAUAAUAGGCACAUAUUCAGGGGAAUGUUGUAGUUUAUUUAGGGUUUCAAAAAAAUAACUCCAGUUAACAUUUGUUGGCAUUUGCUGUGUUGGCAGUUGUGUUUCUUUCUCCCCAAAAUUGGCUAAUUUAUAUUUCUAGAUUGUAGUGUGGUGUUUUUUUCUCUCUUUCACCCUUCUUUAAAUAAAGAUUGAAUGUUCAA